Messenger RNA from Neurospora tetrasperma FGSC 2508, 3475 nucleotides. RefSeq lists its product as uncharacterized. The transcript has a single exon. The coding region runs from base 1 to 3468 and encodes 1155 amino acids. The record is from RefSeq and is a predicted model, not a curated record. Lineage: Eukaryota; Fungi; Ascomycota; Sordariomycetes; Sordariales; Sordariaceae.
AUGCCGGAAACAAGCCUGCCGUCAUACCAGGAGGCUACCAGGACGCUGGACUGGCUGGAGCUGGUUGGCCCCUCCAUCUCGAUUCGGGACUAUGCCCGACUCUGCCGUGUGUCGAGGCACUUUUGCGAUUAUUUCCUCCCCAGGCUCUGGACCGAUCCGUUUGCCAUGUGCUACGCCCUCGACGAGCCAACUGACAGGCUGGAUGGGCGAAUCCCGAGAACCGAGCUGUUCACGCAAACCGUUCCUAAUGCCCGUUUGAGCACCCGUUCCCUGGUUUUCGCCUUCACUCCACGCAUCAGGGACUGGCCAUCCGUGCUCGACCGUUACGUGCUCUCCUCCUGGCUCCCCAACGUGCGCUGUAUGACCCUGAUUGACUGUCCUCCCCCAAGUGAUCACGAACGUACAAUCCAGUUCACGGCUAGCCAGUUUCCAACCCAACCGUAUGUCGUGGCUGCCGCCAGGUGUUCUAAGCUGCGAGUACAAUUGCAUGACCCAGAACAAUUCCGGGAAGUCGUCUACCUUGAUGACUCUCGCGUUUAUGAUCAAUAUGGACGCGCCCUGCCGAUCUUCAAGAGUAUGCACAACUUACGCAUCCUGAGGGCGACAGGCCACAAUAUGGGAGACUCGCACGCUACACAAAUCUUGGACAAACUUUGGCAGUGGUUAUGGAGUCUUGAUCUGUCCAACAACCGCUUGUCCGAUCGCUGUCUCCAAGCUGUCGCCAGGCAUGGCUUCUGGGGUUCUCGGCGGCUCGGGAGACGUCAGGAUGACGGAUCAUGCUCAUGUGCUGGCCGCGGCCAUCGUCACGAACUGGAGGGUUCUGUAUGCUCGAGCAAGAUGGGUCUCUUCAUUCACGAAACACCCUGGACCGAGGACUUGCGUUUGUAUCAUGCCCGGAGGUAUCAUGAGGACAGCCCCGAAUAUGUAUUCAGGGCAAACCCGUUCGACACUAUCCCAGAGUAUGAAAAAGUAAGAAAGAGAGCCUUCGAUGACUCGCUUGAUGCUGUCAUCAAAGCCAUCUGCUUGGAGAAGGAUAUCUCGUCGAUUCGCCGUCUCGAAAUAUGUCAACGUCCCCUUUGGGGUGUCACUCAUCUCUACCUCAAUCAGAAUCCUAUGAUCACAGCCAAAGGCUUCAAGUUAUUAAUGGAGCUUGGGCUCGAGCAGCUGCAGCGGUUUGAGUGCGACUCGAUGCUGUGUAUGACUGAAGCCGACAUGUCUCAAUUCAACGAGUACUACCAUGACUCCAGGGCCGUACCAUCAUCCGUGUCUGGCUGCAAGACCCAGGCUCUAGCCGGAAUUUUGGGUCUCUCUCAUCUGUUCCGCCCUGUCUUUUCUAACCUGCAGAUAUUACGUAUCCAUCACUCCUUGGUCACAAAUCUACCCUCACUGGUGGGAUUCGAUGAUCUAUCUGCCCUGGAGAAGAUAUGGUUCGCCGAAACCUUCCUCCUCCCUCGAGCCGACCUAGUCUUUCCCAACCCCUUUCAUCCAGACAUGAACCCUUGGCUGAGUUCCCUGACCUUGACGCACAUCCCACGGUACUCUACCGGGCCUUUGAUUGAGCGACUCAAGGGAUUGUUGAAAGCUGCAUGGUUUCAGGAACAGACAAUCGCCAAGCUGAGGGCAGAGUAUCGCCGUGUCCAAUCACGUCAUCCACCCCCACUGCUUACCGGACUGCGCAAGAUCUUUCUCGAGUUUGAUGUGGACCUGCGUGAAAAGCAAGGGAAGGACCAUACGGGAACUGCUGGAUUGGAGGGUUUUGAUGCUGAAGCUUUGCUCAAUAGCGGUGCUACUGAGGAGUUCAACACAUUUGGGGGAUUUACUUGCAGCAGCAACAGCAACGGCACAAGCGGCCCAUCAACUUCGUCCGCUGUGAGACACGUCAAUGCCAACAACAACGGUACGACAAGGUCCUGGCGGCAACAACCGCAACACGGCUCAGAAUUGGACCGACUAGGCACCGAGACACCAUGGGUCCGAGCGGUGCUACAGUCCCGACACCAGAAAUGGCCACAGGAAGUUGAACGACGGGCGCAUGAAAACCUUGAUUGGAAUCAGCCGAUCUACGUGACAUCCAUCUCCAAGGCGGCGUCUGGGAAGACCAAUGUAUUCGUUGGGUAUCAUCAUGAAGGUCACAACCAACCGGUGCUCAACAACAACGACGGCGCGUCCUCGUCUAAGCUGGCAUCACCAUCAGUUCAGAAUCUGUACGAUCCAUGGCAAUCCCCCUACCUUUCACAAGAACAAGCCCGAGAACCACAAGCGCUUUCUCCAUUAUCAGAAAGGAUACAGAGACGAGCCAACUCCCUACUCCCCCAACCACCCGCCUACACGGCUUGGCCCAUUCCCCCAUCCACCCCAUUACCGCCACCAGCAGAAACUCCAGACCUACUAACCCCCGUUCCCCCCUGUUACACCUCCUUCCCCUUCUUCCUCUCCCCCCAAGAGAAGCAAGCCUCCAUCAGCACUUACAAUCUCCUCAUUUCCCGCGUGUUGUGGUUGCAUCCGAACAGCGUCCGUGACCCUGGCGAUAGGGCGGAUCCCUCAGCUGCUGGUCAUGCUGGUCCUGCUGGGUCCCCUACUGCUGGCCUCGAUGCUUCCAGUAGUUUCAAUGCCUCCAGCAUGUUUGAUGCUUAUGAAGGUCCUCGUGGUCCCGGUGAUAUUGAGCGAGAUAAUGAGCUACUACGAGUCUUUGGUCCCAUCAUGGCUGCAACACCGAGUAUGGUGAGGGCAGGGGUGCCAACACAGUCUCUUCCGCGGGCAGCGGGUGAAGGGGGUGAAAUGCGUCGUGAACGAUUAUAUCGACCUGAUCAUAUCGUACGGCGGCAGAUGGAACAAGAUGUGCGUCAAGCUGCGGAAAGUCGAGCGAGGGCAGCGGCGGCGGCGAGAGAAGGAGUAGGAGCAGGAUGCUAUGUAUUCUGGUCAGCUUGGAAAGCCGGUCUUUUCGGGGAUGUUGUCUUUCCGAGUUUUCCGGUUUCUUCGUCUACGUCUUCUGUUUCUCGGGAUGGGUACGGUGGGUUGAACGGUCACGGUGAAAGUCAGGACACUGGGGAUUUCUCUGGCGGGAGAAUGGCUGGUGGUGAUGGUGUUGGUGGACAAGACAGCGAGGCAAACACUAGCAACGCAGCAAAGCCAGAGAGAGAAAACAGCGCAAGCAAGCGAAAUCUCUUGAGAAAAGACAUGCGCCGUCCUACGCAGGAGGAACUGGGGCAGAUGAAGGAUGUGAUUGAGGAGCUCAAGAAGUUUAGGCGUUUGACUGGUGGUGGAGGCAGUAGUAAGAGUCAUUGUUCCAAGGACAAGGGGAAGGGAAAACAAAAGGCCAUGGCCGUGACUGCGGAUGAUAGGUCUCCUGGUGGAAAUUAUCAAGAGGGUGAUGAGCAAGAUGAAGACAGCAAAUGGGCAGGUAAACAUUGGAUGGGUGAGUUGAAAGUUAUUAGGAAACAACCGGAACCGGAGGGAGGGGGCUUUUAGGGGAGGG